UCGAGUAGACAAAGGUAUAGAACGAGUUUCAGGAAAACGAGAGGCAAACUGUUGUUACAGCUGAUCAUGGAGAACAAAACAACAUGCUUUGAAGGAUCUAACUACUGAACUAACAGACUGACCGGGUAUGCCAGCAGCUAAGAUAUCCCCAGUGAACGACCAGUGGCCAAACUCUACUUUUCAGGCCACCAUGUCCAGCACAGGAAGUACAGACACAGUUGGAAGUUCAGGUAGCAAUUAUUUGGGUAAAUCAGACAUGACACCAUAUCAGCGAAUCCUCAGAAAUCUCAACUAUAAUGAACGCUGGCAGAAAGACAUUGCGUUAGGACGAAGAAUAGGUUUUUAUCAAAUUCAAGGAGAACUCGGAACUGGAAAUUUCUCUCAGGUUAAAUUUGCUACCCAUUGUCUCAUAAAAGAAAAAGUUGCGGUGAAGAUCCUUGAUAAAUCGACAUUAGAUCAAAAAACUCAUAAAAUGCUAACUCGGGAAAUUACAAGCAUGGAAAUGCUUCACCACCCUCAUGCCAUUAGGCUUUUUGAAGUAAUUGAAACGUUCACUAAGAUAUUCCUUAUCAUGGAAUAUGCCAACGGAGGAGAACUCUUCCAUCGAAUCUCAACUGAUGGACGCUUUUCUGAGGAGGAAGCCAAGCCUUUGUUCGCUCAGGUUAUAGCUGCUGUAGAUCACAUGCAUCAACACAACAUCAUUCAUCGAGACAUAAAAGCUGAGAACGUUUUCUUUGCUGGACCAAGAACCGUAAAAAUAGGAGACUACGGGUUUAGCACGCAAGUAAAGGAUAAGGAGGAAGGUCUACGAACUUUCUGUGGCUCACCACCUUAUGCUGCCCCAGAGUUAUUUAAAGAUGAGAGUUAUGUUGGCCCCUACGUAGACAUCUGGGCUUUAGUACUACUAUAUUUUAUGGUUGUCGGUUCCAUGCCCUUUAAAGCUCAAACAGUUGCCGCUUUGAAGAAACUCAUUCUCAGCGGACAGUUCGAUAUUCCUGAUCACGUGACCAAAAGAUGCCGUGUUCUGCUAAUAGGAACUUUACAGCAGGUUCCACAGUCCCGGAUGUCCCUAGAACAAAUUAAGUGUUCACAGUGGCUCUCAGAACAACAGUUCCCCAUAGAAUUGCCCAAACUUAACGUUCUAAACUCUCUAAACUCGAGUAGCAACGAUACAGAAGAACGCAAAGCCUGCAACAUAUUGUCAGAUUUAGGAAUAACACAAGAUAUGUUGUGGGAAUGUGCCGAUAAGGGGGCGCGCAGUAAUAUUGUUGGUACAUACCGUAUACUACUGCACAAACUCCAGUUUCAAUUACUUACAAACACUAUACAGGGAAAUGAGUCUGUGGCGCCAUCUAGAGAGAAAAAACUGGAAAACAGUCGAAGAUUUGGUGACACUAAUGUAAGAGUCCCGGAUCGAGGAGCCACGCGAAGAGCUAAACGAUCAAAAGCAUGUAUUUUACUCUGAUAGUCAAGAUAUAACGCGUUCAGUAUUAGAAUUUUACUUCAGGUACAAAAUAUCAUAUUUAUGAUUUUAUACAGACGAGCACGGCAUCCAACCCAAGACAAGAAUCAGGUUGAAAGUGUUGUAAGUAAACUAUCAACCAACCCCCAGCUAUUACUUCUAAACCAAACUAUUAUUUUAAAACAGAAAUGAUAACAGUUUAUUAGUCUGUUAGUUUCUUUGUCGGUUAAUAAAUAAUACAGAAAGUGUGUACAUAUCACAUGUAAAUACAGUUUAUGGGAGAUAUUUAUGGCUAAGAAAUGACAUCAUAUACAAUAGCAGUACUUAGUGAAAAUCCUUGACGUUUCGAAUUAUACUGUCGAAAUUACUUAAAUAGAGGCUUUUAGGGAGAGAAAACUGUUCCCAGCACAUAAAAACUUGUGUACUUCAAGCUUUGAAUUUUUAAGCGAUUUAUUUAUUUACAGAAAUUGGUUUGUAAGCGGUCUUUAGUUUUCUGAUUGAUCCAGGUGUACACAUUAGUGUGAAUUCUAAUCUUUUAGCUGAUUACCUAGUGAUAUAAUGUAAAACACAUUGUUUGAAUAACGUAAACGUACUUUUGUACGAGAGAUCUGCAAAUAAUGUGGUUAUAUCAUUACCUUUAUGCUAAUUAAUGUUUGACACUUUCAGUUUUUUAACCUUUUUUUUUGAGCCAGUGAAUGUAAAAUAAGAUGUCUUGUUGUAUGUGAGUUACUGUUUAUAUCAAAGAAAAAAAUUAUUGAAUCGUAUAAAUCUGACACAGAAUUUAAUCAUAUCAUCGAUAUUUUAUGUUUGAAUCUGUUUUAUAUGGAAGUUGUUGAAUAUGUUAUGUUAUUCGGGUUGACGACUCACGUUAAGAAAGAUAUAAUGUUUUAUAUCAUUCCUGACUUACGGUUACUAAAACAUUUGGUAUAUAAUUCAUCUCAUAUGUAAGUAACUUCAGGUAAUUUAUACUGUAUAAAAAUAUCAUGUAGAAACAUUUUCUGUUUAAACAUAUUACAAUUGAAUGUUUGUAAAUAUUGGAAAAGCGUUAACAGGUGACUGGUUGGAUGUAAACAUUAACAUUAACACAAUCCAAGCCGAUAAACUCACGACUUGACAUGGAAAUAAGAAAAUGCCUUUGAGAUAAUUUCUACCACGCGGCAGUUCUGUCGUACGGGCUAAAAUGACAUUUUUACCAAAUAAAUAUCUAUGAUAUUUUAUCAUAAAUAAUGAGUUAUUACCCCUCCCCCCAAUA
Molecule: messenger RNA, 2714 nt
Organism: Limulus polyphemus (Atlantic horseshoe crab)
Lineage: Eukaryota; Metazoa; Arthropoda; Merostomata; Xiphosura; Limulidae
Product: serine/threonine-protein kinase NIM1-like
Biological process (GO): microtubule cytoskeleton organization; intracellular signal transduction; protein phosphorylation
Cellular component (GO): cytoplasm
Molecular function (GO): protein serine/threonine kinase activity; ATP binding; tau-protein kinase activity
Source: RefSeq, a predicted model, not a curated record